This is a messenger RNA of Suillus plorans, 240 nucleotides long. RefSeq lists its product as uncharacterized. The annotation marks the transcript as partial. Gene Ontology annotation, molecular function: nucleic acid binding. NCBI's taxonomy places the organism in Eukaryota, Fungi, Basidiomycota, Agaricomycetes, Boletales, Suillaceae. The record is from RefSeq and is a predicted model, not a curated record. The transcript has a single exon.
AGGGAGAGAGGAGGGAGAAGAUCAACGGCACUGGGGGUAGACAAUCAAGCGGCGAUAAGAGCGACCAAUGCCUUCCAAUUGAAACCGGGCCACUAUCUAAUGGACAAAUUUCAUGACAACCUCUGCACUCUCUACCCAUCCGAGGACAACGGAAGAUUGGUGCUACGCUGGGCAGCAGGCCACACCGGCAUAGCCAGCAAUGAACAAGCAGAUGAACAAGCCAAAAAGGCGGCAGGAGGA